Molecule: messenger RNA, 871 nt
Organism: Galdieria sulphuraria
Lineage: Eukaryota; Rhodophyta; Bangiophyceae; Galdieriales; Galdieriaceae
Exons: 1
Coding region: 14-838 (274 amino acids)
Source: RefSeq, a predicted model, not a curated record
CGAAUAGGAUGUGAUGUUGUUUGUGGUGUGUUGGUUUUUGGCAGCUAAUAAUAGGGGUCUUGUUCAUUGUUGCCGAAGAGUUCAAAAACAACAAGGAAAACCUUCCUUUGCAACUAUUUCUAGGCCGUCUAAGUCGCUUUUCUUGAGAACUUAUUAUUCAACAAAAUUGUCUCGUUGUGAUAGAGCUCGAAUUGCUGUCGAUGCAACUUUCGAGAAACAAUCCAACGAAGUAACUCAAAUUAAGAGACAUCUUCGGAAAAUGUUAACCUAUCUUAUCAAUAUGUCGCCACAACGGAGAAGGAUAUUCGCACUAAUUCGUGGUUUGGAGGGACGUUAUUCACCUCCGAGUUCUGUGGAAUCACUAGUACAACAGCUGCAAGGGGACUGGAAACUAGUCUUUAGUUCCACUACACUCGGAAUUCCUUCAAGAGAGUUGGUUGUUUUGAGUGUGACCCAAACUUUGGGAGUAGGCAAAUUGCGCGAAAAUGGAUGCUUCGAAAUCAUUAUGGUAAACAAGUGCCGGUGGAACUACGUACAACAAGGAGCUCAUGGACUUUUGGAAAUAUUUUGUGUGUUGACUUUUUUGGGGCGUUGUCGUUUUAUGUGCCGGGUAUCGGAUUACCGUAUGGAGACUCAUGAUCAAGUCAAGGCAACAGAGGCUCGUUCUAUAGUGGCUUACCUGCAACGUAAUCUUCCUCGAGAAUUUUUCGAUCCAAAUAACUGUAUGCUGCAAGUUAGUUUUGUGGAUAAUGAGUUGAGAAUUGUAAAAUGGUUGGGCAAAAGAUUUGCUGGUGUUCGCAACAUUUUUUAUAGGUGUGAUGACAAGGAAAUUUCCUAAUAUCAUGACACCCGGCUGCAGUUUGCACCAAGA